GGCCACUAGGCCGGAAGCGGCUGUGCGGCGGCCGCGCUGCCUCCUCGGGUCGAAAAUUUUACAUCAUCUGGUUCACCCUGUCUUUCUAUUGGACAGUGCUGUUACAGACCUUGUGGUGAGGAACACAGAAGCAACAUCCAUGACUUUCCUUUGCUCAGACACCGUUGAUGGGAAGUGAGAACUCGACUUGCUAAACUUGAAGAUCAGUGAAUGGACCUGACUGGACACUUUGAGCACAUCAAUAAACAUGAGUGGUACCAAACCUGAUAUAUUGUGGGCACCACACCAGGUUGAUAGAUUUGUUGUAUGUGACUCAGAACUGAGCCUUUAUCAUGUGGAAUCUACUGUGAAUUCAGAACUCAAAGCUGGAUCUUUACGUUUAUCUGAAGACUCUGCGGCUACAUUACUAUCAAUAAAUUCAGAUACACCCUAUAUGAAAUGUGUUGCCUGGUAUCUCAAUUAUGAUCCUGAAUGUCUCCUCGCAGUUGGACAAGCAAAUGGUCGAGUUGUACUUACAAGUCUUGGUCAAGAUCACAACUCAAAGUUCAAAGACUUGAUAGGAAAAGAAUUUGUUCCAAAACAUGCACGACAAUGCAAUACUCUGGCAUGGAAUCCACUGGAUAGUAACUGGCUUGCCGCUGGUCUAGAUAAACACAGAGCUGAUUUUUCAGUGCUGAUUUGGGAUAUCUGCAGCAAAUAUACUCCUGAUAUUGUCCCCAUGGAGAAAGUGAGACUUUCAGCAGGUGAAACUGAAACAACGUUAUUAGUAACAAAACCACUUUAUGAAUUAGGACAGAAUGAUGCUUGUCUCUCUCUUUGUUGGCUUCCACGGGACCAGAAACUCCUCCUUGCUGGUAUGCAUCGUAACCUAGCCAUAUUUGAUCUUCGGAAUACAAGCCAAAAGAUGUUUGUAAAUACAAAAGCUGUUCAGGGGGUGACAGUGGACCCAUACUUCCAUGAUCGUGUUGCUUCCUUCUAUGAAGGUCAGGUUGCAAUAUGGGAUCUUAGGAAAUUUGAGAAGCCAGUUUUGACUUUAACUGAGCAACCAAAACCCUUAACAAAAGUAGCAUGGUGUCCAACUAGGACUGGUCUGCUUGCCACUUUAACAAGGGAUAGUAAUAUUAUUAGAUUAUAUGAUAUGCAGCACACACCUACUCCCAUUGGAGAUGAAACUGAACCCACAAUAAUUGAAAGAAGUGUGCAACCUUGUGACAAUUACAUUGCUUCCUUUGCUUGGCAUCCAACAAGUCAAAAUCGAAUGAUAGUUGUAACUCCCAACCGAACAAUGUCUGACUUCACUGUUUUUGAGAGGAUAUCUCUUGCGUGGAGUCCAAUUACAUCUUUAAUGUGGGCUUGUGGUCGUCAUUUGUAUGAAUGUGCGGAAGAAGAAAAUGAUAAUUCUUUAGAAAAAGAUAUAGCAACAAAGAUGCGCCUUCGGGCUUUAUCAAGGUACGGGCUUGAUACAGAACAGGUGUGGAGAAACCAUAUUUUAGCUGGAAAUGAAGAUCUACAGCUUAAGUCACUCUGGUAUACUCUGCACUUCAUGAAGCAGUAUACAGAAGAUAUGGACCAGAAAUCUCCAGGCAACAAAGGAUCAUUGGUUUAUGCAGGAAUUAAAUCAAUUGUAAAAUCAUCUUUGGGAAUGGUGGAAAGCAGCAGACAUAAUUGGAGUGGAUUGGAUAAGCAAACUGAUAUGCAGAAUUUAAAUGAAGAGAGAAUCUUAGCUUUACAGCUUUGUGGGUGGAUAAAGAAAGGGACAGAUGUAGAUGUGGGGCCAUUUUUGAACUCCCUGGUACAAGAAGGGGAAUGGGAGAGAGCUGCUGCUGUGGCAUUGUUUAAUUUGGAUAUUCGACGAGCAAUCCAAAUCCUGAAUGAAGGGGCAUCUUCAGAAAAAGGUGAUCUGAAUCUCAAUGUAGUAGCAAUGGCUUUAUCGGGUUAUACUGAUGAGAAGAACUCCCUUUGGAGAGAAAUGUGCAGCACUCUACGACUGCAGCUAAACAACCCGUAUUUGUGUGUCAUGUUUGCAUUUCUGACCAGUGAAGCCGGAUCUUAUGAUGGAGUAUUGUAUGAAAACAAAGUUGCUGUACGUGACAGAGUGGCAUUCGCUUGUAAGUUCCUUAGCGAUAGUCAGUUAAAUAGAUACAUCGAAAAAUUGACCAAUGAAAUGAAAGAGGCUGGAAAUUUGGAAGGAAUUCUACUUACGGGCCUUACUAAAGAUGGAGUGGACUUAAUGGAGAGUUAUGUCGAUAGGACUGGAGAUGUCCAAACAGCAAGUUACUGCAUGUUACAGGGUUCUCCUUUAGAUGUUCUUAAAGAUGAAAGAGUUCAGUAUUGGAUUGAGAAUUACAGAAAUUUAUUAGACGCCUGGAGGUUUUGGCACAAACGAGCUGAAUUUGAUAUUCACAGGAGUAAGUUGGAUCCCAGUUCCAAGCCUUUAGCACAGGUGUUUGUGAGUUGCAAUUUUUGUGGCAAGUCUAUCUCCUACAGUUGUUCAACUGUGCCUCAUCAGGGCAGAGGUUUUAGUCAGUAUGGUGUCAGUGGCUCGCCAACGAAAUCUAAAGUCACAAGUUGCCCUGGCUGUCGAAAACCCCUCCCUCGAUGUGCACUUUGUCUCAUUAAUAUGGGAACACCUGUUUCAAGCUGUCCUGGAGGAUCCAAAUCAGAUGAAAAAGUAGACUUGAGCAAGGACAAGAAAUUAGCACAAUUUAACAACUGGUUUACAUGGUGUCACAAUUGCAGGCAUGGUGGGCAUGCUGGACAUAUGCUUAGCUGGUUCAGGGACCAUGCCGAGUGCCCUGUGUCCGCGUGCACGUGUAAAUGUAUGCAGUUGGAUACGACCGGGAACCUGGUGCCUGCAGAGACCGUCCAGCCGUGAAUGUUACCACCUGAAGAGAAACCUUCAAGUGGGGCGCUUUCGAAUAGAUGUCCUUCAUAGCUCGAAAACAUACCUCAGAACAAGUCACUCAUGACUUUCCUGUAAUGGGAAAAUAAAUCAUUCUAUCAAAUCAGCAAUUUGAUGUUUGAGUGAUUUUGAUGUGCUUCACAGAGACAAAUGCUGCUGAGAUGGACAUCAGAGUGUGGGCGUGAAUUCUAUUGAACAGGUUGAAAAAGUUCAUUUUGGAACAACUUUGUAGGGUUUUUUCGAAGUUAUAAACUUUGCAAGCAGUUUCUGGAAUAGCCAGAAACAGACCAUGAGCCUGUAUCUUCUAAGCUGAAAGUGGAUAUCUUUCAGUAAAAGCGGUACACUUUGAAAAUAGAAUAAAAUGAUCAAUUCAGUGACUCAGAUGAUAGUUUAAGCUCAUCCAUGCUUAGAUUUCUUUCAGAUAAAAUUAAAUGAUGGAUUUUUACUUUUAGAAUUGGAGAGCUUCUACCCCACACUGGAGAAUAAGAGUUGUCAAGGUAUGGUUGAGAUAUAUAUAUAUAUAUAUGUUGUUGUUUUUUUAAGGAGUUUUUUUCCUUGUACACUUUCAUUUUAGGGUAAGAAAUCUUUUGGCACAGACCAUUAUUGUCUUCCUAGAAAAGCCAGAAUGAAGAAUGUAUCUUAUAAGUUUUCUCUUCUGAAGAGAAAAAUAUUCAUCAUUUCAGGGGAACAUGUUAUAAAAUUUUCAGUUUCUGCCUUUUGCUUAUCAAUGUCCUGAUUUGUUUUUAAAGAUUUCUCUCCCUGUUAAUUCUCAUCAUCUGGGAGCAUUUUACUGAACACAAAGUGUGCAGGAUUAUAUGUGAGCAACGAUCAGCAAUCCAUGUCAGUAUGUCCUGCUGUCAGAUUCCCUCCUGCUUUACAAUACCCUGUUUCUUCUAAGGUAAACUGGGAGAUGUUGGUGGGGGUGGAGCGACAGGGUCACUUUGGAGACAAUUUUACUUAACAUGUAAGUUGCUAAAAGUAAUUGUAUUUGGGUUAAUUUGGGACCUUUAUUUUAAAUUUUUUUUUUUCCCCUUUUCACAGCUACAUAGUUUGAAGAGCAAUGUAAAGGAUUUGUAGCACGCUUCUCUGUCAUGUGAUUAUGCAGAGCACCGAGAUGAUUGCGAUAGUUGAAGUUGUAUUAAAAAAAUAAAAGCAAAGUAACCCUGAAACUUAAUUGUUUUAUGGAUUUUGGAAAAAUAUCUUAAAUUUUAAGAGCGUUCAUGUUAGCAGUUUAAUCUGAUGAAAUGAAGAUCUAUUGCAUUAGUUUGAGGUGUGACCUAAAUACUAAACAAAGGUGAAUUAAAAUAUUAUUUUACUUUGAGAUAUGAUACAAAAGGUCCCUUUCUAGGCAAACAUUGCAUAUCUACUGUAAAUGUCUGCCUAGAUGAUGACAAUCUACUUUUAAAAUGAAAAAUUGGGUAUAGUUUAGUGUGUGUGUGUGUGUGUGUGUGUGUGUAUUUUUUAACUAAGAUUGCUAUUAAGGGGACUUUUUCCAGUCUUCUUUUAAGUAAAUCUUCCAGAUUUCACUUUACUAAAACAUAGGCUUUACCUCUGAAAUUGCUUCAAUUGCAGUGUCCCUUUCAAAUAUACUGUGUCCUAAAUAUGAAAAGUCAGCUUUAAGUAAUGUCACACUAUCUUGUACAUUUUAACUUCUAGCUCAAGUAAAAUUGUUGAAUGUAUAUUUAGAAUAGGGUUAUAGCUAAAAUAUUUAUAAUUUUUGGAAAUACAGUAUAAUACAAAGUCUAGUAUGUAAAUAAUCUGCUUGUUAUCAUAUAGGUGACAUUUCUAAGACUGUUUAUGCCUAUGUGUCAAUUUUCUGAUAUUUUCAGUGAAGCCCAAAUGUUCCUAUAAGAUGUCUAUUGUUUGUGUUGGAUUUCAGUGUAUGUGGACCAUGAAAAUAAAUUAAAAUUAUUUUUCUGUUUUUACUAGGUCAUGGGUUUUUAAGUUUAUAAACUCAACAAGAUAUUUUACCUAAACAUGUUCA
Molecule: messenger RNA, 4886 nt
Organism: Molossus molossus (Pallas's mastiff bat)
Lineage: Eukaryota; Metazoa; Chordata; Mammalia; Chiroptera; Molossidae
Gene: MIOS
Product: meiosis regulator for oocyte development
Exons: 12
Coding region: 248-2875 (875 amino acids)
Biological process (GO): positive regulation of TORC1 signaling; cellular response to amino acid starvation
Cellular component (GO): cytoplasm
Molecular function (GO): protein binding
Source: RefSeq, a predicted model, not a curated record